UUAGCCAACUCAUCUUCUGUCAGGCUCAUGAAAUGGACUCAGUCUAUGAAAAUUCUAGAAUCGUCCUUUCAACGGUUGCUUCAAAUGAAAACUCUCGGAAUGAAGGAAACCACAGUUAUGAGCAAGAAAGUGAGAGGGAAGUCAAUACCGCAAAGUGGAAUAAACUUCUGCUGACUGUUUUUGCUGUGUCUCUGGUUUUUGCUCUUGGAGGUCUCUGUGUUGUAAGCAUACUGUAUGUCAGGGCUUUAACGCAACAGUCUGCCCAAACUAACACCAAAAUCAUGAAGAGACAGCUUGAGGAACUGACAGCAAACUGCAGCAGAGUUAAAGAUGACCUCUACAUUAAAGACUCCAUGAUGAAAGAUCUGACAGCGAACUACAGCAGAGUUAAAGAUGAUCUCCACAUUAAAGACUCCAUGGUGAAAGAGCUGACAGCUAACAACAGCAGAAUUAAAGAACAACAGUCCUUUUAUAAAGCAUUUAGAGCAUCAAACAUGACAGCUUUUCAAGGAAAGCUGUAUUUCUUCAGCUCUGAUAAACUAACUUGGUCAAGCAGUCGAGCUUUCUGUGUUUCAAGAGGAACCGAUCUGGUCACCAUAACCAGCCGAUCUGAACAGGCGAGACAUUUUAAAGCUGUUGGAUGUUCAUUGAAUCUGUGAACUUUAUGGGCCCUAUCAUACACCUGGCGCAACAAUUGUUGUUCGCUAGUUUCAGCUCGACGCAAGAGUCGUGUUGACGUUUUGCAGCACGCUGUUUAAAUA
Danio rerio (zebrafish) is the source of this 761-nucleotide messenger RNA. The record is from RefSeq and is a predicted model, not a curated record. NCBI's taxonomy places the organism in Eukaryota, Metazoa, Chordata, Actinopteri, Cypriniformes, Danionidae.